GCGAUAAUAAUUGUGGUACCUGAGAUAUCCGCGAGCGCUCACGGUGCCGCCAUUGCCUCCGGCGCUGUAAAGUCCCAUAUCGCCGCUCGGCUGUUUCUUGCUCCCUUUGCCUGCUUCAGUCGGAGAAUUCGUGUCAGCAGGGUGCCCGUUAUUGGAGGCACUUUGGUCGUUAACGGCGGGGGGGCUCGUGUCCUUGGGGGCGGUAUUGGCCCCCUUCUCGUACCCGGCAUGGCCAUCGUCAUUGCCAUCGUUAUCGUCACCGUCACCGUCGUCGGCAUCGUUACCGUCACCGUCACCGUCACCGUCACCGUCACCGUCACCGUCACCGUCACCGUCACCGUCGUCGUCACCGUCGUCCUCAUCGUCAUCGACACUGUCAUCGACAUCGGUAUCGGUAUCGUCACCGGAAUCAUUGCCGCUGCGGUUACCGCCGCCACCACUGGUGUCAUCGUGACCAUGUCGACCGUGAUCAUGGCUUGCGCCAACAUGCCUACCGCUGUCGCUGUGCUCAUCGUGGCUGCCACCACCUCCCUCGAUCUGACGCACAGGAGCUCGACAAGACCUACCUUGGAGCGAGGGAGGUUGCGCAGCUGGCUGUUCGGGGUGUGAAGGAUCCUUUUGAUGGCCAUGUUUGAAAUGCUUACCGCGUCCGUGUUUGUGGAGAUGCUUGUGGUGCUUCUUGUCACCA
Molecule: messenger RNA, 688 nt
Organism: Ceraceosorus guamensis
Lineage: Eukaryota; Fungi; Basidiomycota; Exobasidiomycetes; Ceraceosorales; Ceraceosoraceae
Exons: 1
Coding region: 229-609 (126 amino acids)
Source: RefSeq, a predicted model, not a curated record